Messenger RNA from Puntigrus tetrazona (Sumatra barb), 3465 nucleotides. RefSeq names its product F-box protein 3 (gene fbxo3). The transcript is spliced from 11 exons. Bases 27 to 1382 code for a protein of 451 amino acids. NCBI's taxonomy places the organism in Eukaryota, Metazoa, Chordata, Actinopteri, Cypriniformes, Cyprinidae. Gene Ontology annotation, molecular function: protein binding. The record is from RefSeq and is a predicted model, not a curated record.
GCUUCGGUUCUGCAUUCGCUACAAAGAUGGCAACGUCCAUAGCGCUCAGCCUGGAUAACUUACCGUCUGAUCCCUUACUGCUGGUGCUGUCAUUUCUGGACUUCCGAGAUCUGAUAAGCUGCAGUUUUGUCAGCCGUCGCCUGAAUGAGCUGACAGGCCAUAACCCCCUAUGGAAGAGGCUUUGUCAGAAGCACUGGCUCCUUACAGAGGCAGACAAAGCCCACAGAGGCUUGGCGUGGAAGGAGCUGUUUCGGGAAUAUUAUGCUGAUCUCGGCCGUUACAUUGACUAUUACAGUACUCUCAAGAAAGCCUGGGAUGACCUGAAGAACUAUCUGAACCAGAAGUGUCCCCGAAUGAUAGCUUCACUUAAAGAGGGCGUGAGAGAGGAGGAGCUAGACACCAUCGAGGCCCAGAUUGGCUGCAAACUCCCUAAUGACUACCGUUGCUCCUAUAGGAUACACAAUGGACAGAAACUAGUGGUCCCUGGGCUGAUGGGCAGCAUGGCUUUGUCCAAUCACUAUCGCUCAGAGGACCUGCUGGAUAUUGAGACAGCAGCAGGGGGAUUUCAGCAGAGGAAGGGAAUGAGGCAGUGUCUUCCGCUCACAUUUUGCUUCCACACCGGCCUCAGCCAGUACAUGGCCUUGGAGAGCACAGAGGGGCGAACACGCAGUGAGAUCUUCUAUCAGUGCCCGGAUCAACUGGCACAAGAUCCCUCUGCGAUUGACAUGUUCAUUACGGGUUCUAACUUUACAGAGUGGUUUACUUCCUAUGUUGACAAUGUUGUAACAGGAGAAUACCCCAUCAUUCGGGACCAGAUCUUCAGGUAUGUUCAUGACAAGCGCUGUGUGGCAACCACUGGUGACAUCACAGUAUCAGUCUCUACCUCCUUCCUGCCAGAGCUCAGUUCAGUUCAUCCACCACACUUUUUCUUCACCUACAGAAUCAGGAUUGAGAUGUCAAAGUCGGCCCUGCCAGAGAAUGCCUGCCAGCUAGACAGCCGCUACUGGAAGAUCACAAAUGCAAACGGAAAUGUGGAGGAGGUCCGUGGCCCUGGUGUUGUGGGUGAGUUUCCAGUGAUGACACCGGGUAAAGUUCACGAGUACGCCAGCUGCACCACGUUUUCCACCACCUCCGAGUACAUGGAAGGCCACUACACAUUCCACCGGCUCAAGAACAAAGAGGAAGUGUUUGACGUUUCGAUCCCACGCUUCCACAUGGUUUGCCCACCAUUCCGUGAAUCAAUGGUGCGCUCGAGCUCAGUCAGUGAGGUGUCUGCUCCUUAUGAUGAUGAGAACUCAUCGGACACAGACGACUACGAGGAGGGAGAAAUGCGUGGCAUGAACAUGGCUGACCCAGGAGGACGCUGCCCUCGGCAUGUCUGAUGCAUUUUUACAUGCCCCCGGCCAACACCCGCCCACAGAUACUGACGCACACACACUCACACAAACGGGAGAGCAGGAGGACAAACAGAGCUUUUAGGCAUCCAUUGUUUAUUGUACAGCGCUCUUGUGCCUGUCACCUCUUGAACGUUUUCUCCGGUUUCUGAGGGCAUGUGUCUGGUUGUGGCAUAUCUGUGUCUGUGCACGUCUGUGGACGUGUGAGAUCAUUGUACGUGCGUUUGAGUCUGCAAGUGUGUUUUGCGAUUUGAGAGUGAGGGAGUUUAUUGAAUGUGUGUGAGAUUCUGUGAGAUUGGCUCUUCUUGUCUGGGUUUCACAAUGACCUGCCACUUACCUAAAGAAACAGUUCAGCCAAAAAUUGAAAAUGUGCUCACCUUUAUGACGUUCCAGACCUGUAUGUCUUUCUGUCUCGUGUGGAACACAAAUGCAGUUGUUGUUUUGGAACCCACUAUGGACCAAAAAAUUAUUGUUCAAAACGUCUUCAACAGAAUUAAGGCAAUCAUACAGGUUCGGGACGACAUGGUGAUAAAAUUGUUAAUUUUGCUUGAACUAUCCUUUUAAGUCCUUAAAAUUAAAGAGCAUGGGGAGAAAUUGUGACACUACUAUAAGCAGAGAAGUACACACACACUGUAUCACUGUGUGUGUUUAUAUAUAUAUAAUAUAGAUUUAUAGAUGUAUAGAUUGAACAUGUAUCAGAAAGGCUGAAAUAAAUUGAUCCCAUUAAUUUCCUCCACAAGGCCUCAGGUAUUGUGUAGCGUGUAUGUGCUUGUGUGUGUGUGUGUGUAUAUAUGUUUGUUCUAGUGUCGUCUAUACUUAGGGUUUUGGGGACAGGCUGAGGCCCAGAUCUUGUGAAGUGAAACUGAUUUAUUUAAAGAGGAGGGGAAAGCACAUAGACCCAAACCAGCCAGUUCACUCAAACAUCAGCUAACCCGUGCAAGCAAUCAUUGAACUACUUUUUUUUUUUUUUUAAGUUACAUGUUGCUCUAGUUCUCUACUAGUUCAGAGGUGCUUUUGGCCUGUUCUCAGAAACACUGGAUGGAUGUAAACUGCCAGGACACACUGAUGUAGUGUAAAGCAUCUUUUUAGCUCUGAUUAUCCUAAGGGCUGGAGGUUACAGACUGGUGUGAAUAACAAAAUAAGAUAAUUUUAUGAGACGUUUAUGGCAUUAUUGUGAAUUUCCACACUUUUUUUUUUUUCUUUAAAUCCAGUGCAAGCGGUAAAUGAUCAGAAAAAAUGUCUUUGUUGUACAGUUUUUUUUUUUUUUUCCAGAAUGAAAUCUAGGCACUUUAAAAAUUUCUCAGCUUUUUUCUUCCCUUUCCUUUCCUAAUGGGAAUGUGAGCUAAUCUUGCCUAGAGAUAUGUACGAUUUUGAUUUUUCUUGUUCAUGACUGCAAUUAUGUUAUCAUCUUUGUAAAAUAAUGCUGUGCAGUGAGAUUUUUCAACAGUUUGCUAUUAUGUUCUGUUUAGCCCUAUUGAACCUCUCAUUAGUUAAUAACUCCUCUGUUUUGUUUUGUUUUAUUAUUUUUUUUUUUUUUGUAUGUGUGAGGUUUUUUUUGGAGUAAAUAAAAAGGUAAUGGUGUAUCACUACCGUGUUUCACUACUAAAUUGUUUGUUUACAUUGUUCUUGUGUUCAGGAUGCUCUCUGCCAUCUCGGCACAAAGAGGCCGUUGAUUUAUUUUUCACAAGCACGUCUCAGUGCUAUUGUCUCAUGCUCUGGAAUAUCUCUGAAAACACUUAUUGUUCUCACAACACAAAACUUAAAGUCAUUUCUGUCCCUCCAACCCAAACCCUAACCCUAACCCACCCUGAUAGUGGCAGUUGUCAUGGCAACGUUGAAGAGGCCUUGUUUUAGUCAGACUGAUGUUUCUUUGUUGAGCCAUUUUGUUUUUUGGCACACAUCUCUUUACUCAUUCAUUUAAGCUAUUCUGAAAGAGAGAAAAUGCAACCUUUCUGUAAUGUAUCUUAAGUACUUUGACAAACCAUUUUGAAGUGCCCACACUAGGGCCAAUACAUCAGACAUGUGGUCUUUUCAUGCCAGAUCAUUUAAAAUCACAAUUUGUUGAACACCA